Molecule: messenger RNA, 1131 nt
Organism: Monopterus albus (swamp eel)
Lineage: Eukaryota; Metazoa; Chordata; Actinopteri; Synbranchiformes; Synbranchidae
Product: ras-related and estrogen-regulated growth inhibitor-like protein
Exons: 4
Coding region: 26-559 (177 amino acids)
Molecular function (GO): GTP binding; GTPase activity
Source: RefSeq, a predicted model, not a curated record
GCUUGGCGCAGCUAUUUGACUGAACAUGGACAAUGUCAAUAUUGUUGUUCUGGGGACAGAGAGCGUCGGGAAGUCAGCGCUGACUGUGCGCCUCUUAACGCGGAGAUUCAUCGGAGAGUAUGGAGAUAUCGAGGCCAUCUACAGUCACACUUUUAUGGUGGACGGGAGGGAGAUCACUCUCAAUAUUUGGGAUUCACCUUAUUCUGAGUGUUCAUCUGUGGAGGCAUCUCUCUCAGAGAAGAAGGCCCAGUGGGCAGAUGCCUACAUCCUUGUCUACAGCAUCUGCGACAGAGCCAGUUUCAAUGUGGGAAACAAGAGAGACUUGCCCCACAGGCGGACAGUGCUGAGUGAGGAGGGCCGGCUGCUGGCUCUCAACACAGACUGCCACUUCUAUGAGGUGUCGGCAGCCGAGAACUACCACAGCGUGCUCAUGGUGUUUCACGGACUGGUGGACAGGAUGAAGGAUGCCAAGCUGACCAUGAAGAGGCCUCUGGGGUUCAAGGGCAUAGUGAAAAGCAUGUCUGCAGUGUUUACCAGGAGACGGACAGACUCGUUUUAGCAAAACCAUGAAAGAAGAGGAAGGAGUUUUCUGUGAAUUCACAUUAGGUAUAUUUGGCUGGAUGGAUAAUAGUUAGCCAGUGAAAUAUUACUAGAUGUGUCACAUAUACUUAUGCCAGAGAUAACAAUGAAACCUACAGAGACAAUGACACAACAGAGAUGGGAAAUUCUUCUUGGUAAAAAUUGUGGAAAGACUCCAGAGAAGAAAAAAUCCAUUAAGCUGAUAUGGAGACGAUGCGAUGUGACAUGUGUUUCUGGUGAUUAGAUGCACUUCAAGCUACACAAGAGGGAUGGAAUUACAUAAAAUACAUUUCUUAUAAUAAAGAUACUUGACAUGUAACUUAUGCAACAACAUAUGCAAUGUGUAUGAGCUGUUUUUAUUUGCUACCAGCUGUGGCUUCAGCUUAGAAGAAAUUCUAUGCAUGCAUAAAAUGUCUAUUUACUUAUGAUGCGUACACUGAAGCACAUGUCUUCAGGCUAAAAAAAAAAGCCUUCAAACCACUCACAAAACUUUUCUGUUGCAAGAAGAACUGACUGGAAAGUGUAAAUAAAUAAAAUGUAAAUAAAAUGUAC